Chara braunii is the source of this 3321-nucleotide messenger RNA. The record is from the annotation of a GenBank genome assembly. Lineage: Eukaryota; Viridiplantae; Streptophyta; Charophyceae; Charales; Characeae.
CGGUACGGACUACAGAUUUGAUGACUGACAUUACGCAUCCAUCCGCGCAUACAUGGAGGAGCACGGCAUCAAAGACUCCCGAGCAGUUGUUGGAGGUUGUACAGGAGCGGAUCCUUGCACUGUAGGCAGGGACGACGUGGAGGACGUGCUUGACGAGAUGGAGGAGCGGGAGGGGGUGGAGUUGCCAGGGGAGGAGGUCGUGAUGACGUCGCGUGGGGAGGACCCUGAGAUCCGAAAGGGGAAGAGGCCGAUGGGGGAGACUGACCAGGCAGCGACCCGACCGGGGAAGAGGGUCCGCCAGUCCAAGAUCGACGAGCUCUACACUGCGGACAAGCAAUCGGUCUUCAACGACAAGUUCCUGCAGUGGAUUUAUGACUCUGGCAUUCCAUUCAAUGCGUUCAGGAGACAAUCGUGGAGGGAGGUCCGGAAGGCGGCGGAUCAGCUGCCGAGAGGAGUGCAGAUGCGAUUUCCUGCCUUUAAGGAAAUCGGUGGAGAUGGAGUGCCUGAGCAGAGGGCGAAGGUGGCGGCUUUAUUACGGGAGUUCCGAGAGUCGUUCAGCGCCACCAUCUUGUCAGAUGGUCGGAAAUCACGUGAUUAUCGACCCAUCGUGAACUUCCUUGCUGCGGGUGCCACUAGCGCCCUACUCUACGCCACAAUUUGCGGCGACGGUUCCGUACAGGAGACGGGCGCCAUUGUCUUCCGCAGGUGGAAGGCCAUCAUUGAGUCCUUCCCUGCGAAGGACGUCAUAGCUUUCUGUACAGACUCCGCUACUGCUGAGGCAGAUGGACAGAGGGUGGAUGAUGAUGUCCAUCGUCUAGAGUGGAGCCGUCAUCUCGUUCAACUUCUGACGAAGCUGGACGUUGUGUCGGCUGAUCUUCUGACCCCGUGCGUGCGAGAGGUCAGGAUGCGGCUCAUGCACUUGUUGAAGCCCGCGCACGCUGCCGCUCAUCUCCUAAACCCCCGUCGUCGGUCUUUGAGGUACUACGCGUCCCUUCACACCACGACGGAGGAUGCGAAGGUUGUACAAGAGUGUGAUGGUUUUCUCCUUGCGCAGACUGGAGGUGAUCCCACCAGUAGGGAUUACCUCGUUGUUCGUGACCAGAUGCGCCGAUUCCAUGCGCGCAGUGGAGACUGGGGUGACAGGCUGGUGUCGGAUGCCGAGGCGGAGGGUCGGCAUGGGGAUAAGGAGACGCACCAUUGCGCGGCGUGGUGGUUUGCCCACGGCACUGCCCACCCUGAGUUACGUGCUAUCGCUAUCCGUGUGAUGCACAUGUGGACGUCAGCCUCUCCCGCGGAGAGGAAUUGGGCGGCCCACGAGCGCAUUCAGACGGCAAAGCGGAGCAACCUUGGCUUCGCCAAGCUGGCACAGCUCGUUGAGAUCACGACAAAUCUCAAACUGGCUUCAUGCAGGCAGCAGGGUGGCGGCUAUGUGCUUCCGUGGGUCAUGGAUGGUGUCGACACCGAGAGACGGCUGCCGGACAAGGACGAGGAUGACGGUGACCCCGAGCUUGACGUGUGGGGGGCCAGACCUGUUGGUACGUUCACCGACCGGGAGAUCAGGAGGCAGAUCGAUGUUUUUCGCAAGGACGGCACAAGCCGUCCUCGAGAGGUUUCUGUCGUAUUCGGGGAUCGGGCGGCCACUGUGCUCCCUUUCGACCAUGUGCCUCCUCCCCCGUCCCGGGGAGCAGGAGAGGGUUCCGCGGCAGCCGCUGAGGGCGGAGAGGACGAUUGGACGGACGCAGAGAAUGUGGCGGGGGGCACAGACAGGACGGCGGAGCAGGUGUACUUCACGUACGGGGGCGGGUCGGACGGGCAUGCGCCGCGGACGUCCGUCACGGACGAUGUCAUCGGCGGGGCACAGGGUAGCGCCACUCGACACCCUCCAGCGGGUCGAUGUCGUGGCGCCGUUGCUCGCAACGUUCACCCCCGCGCGAGGAGAGUUCUAGGGGUGGAGUCGAGUGACGAGGACGAGGGAGUGGCACCUCACGCUGACCGCCUGCAGGACCCUCGGUUCGAUCCGAGCCACCACUCCAGGGAGCAUUCAGAGCAGCUUCGUCGGUCACACAGGUUGGCAGAGCGUAGCAUUCCGGCGUCCCAGCAGCCUCAGGACAUACCGGUCGCGGAGGGGACACCGUCACACAGCGCCCCCGCACAGGCUGCGACAUCCUCUCUGCGCACCAGCGAUUUCGAUAUCGCGGGUUCUCAUGGGGGCUCACCUGUCUUACGAUGUAGAGUCCAUGACAGACCGGAUUACAGUACGGAUGUGAGGGAGAGGGAGGAGACUGUUGAGGAGAGGGAUGCUCGCCUAGAUUGCAAGGAGGAGGCACGGUUACAGUCCAUGCCUCGAUGGGAGGGCAGAGAGGCGUAUGAGGCCGAGCAGCGGAGGCAGAGGGAGUUAGAGACGAUAGAAGCAGGUCCGCCAUCGAGCGUCGGACGUAUGCCGACUUCUGACACGAUGCAGCCCCCCUAUGGGCCCUCUCAUGUUGUGGGUGGUGGAGCUCACACAUGCGGAUUCCCCGUUGGAGGCAGGGGGCAGGCAGAUGUGCCAUGCGAGGGUGGUCCUGUCGGGGGUGUCGAGACAGUCGGGUCAGACACAGAAGCGGAGAGCUCCGACGACGGCGAGGAGUGUGCGGCCGCCGAGGCUAUCGUAGGCGACGUCGUGAUUGGCAUAUACGCGGCUGGCACAGAUGGAGGGAAUCAUGGAGGGGAGGAGGGGAUGGUGGAUGAGGGCAGUGUGCCUUUGCCUCAGGAGGAAUUGGUGGACGAGGGGAGUGUUCCUUUGCCUCAGGAGGAGUUGGUGGACGAGGGGAGUGCUCCUUUGCCUCAGGAGGAGUUGGACGAGGGCGAUUUGGCUUUACUUGAGGAGGAGUUGGUGGACGAGGGCAGUGUCCCUUUGGAGGGCAGUGUGCCUUUCGAGGCUUUCGUUGAUGGCGCGGCAGAGGAUGACGAGGAGGGAGUAGCGGUCGACGCAGGCCACAGUGCCCCGUCCGUGCGAGAUGGCGUGACCGGAGGGCAUGUCGAGGAGGAGGGAGCAGCCAUCGACAUGUCCCUCGCGAUUAUUGUUAGGCCCCCGUCGGUGCGAGAUGUCGAGAGAGGAGGGCAUAUUGACUCGGGCGGGCCGGGCUCUUUCUCCACAGGUGGGCAUUUCGGGGAGAUGCAUGAGUGGGAUGGCGGGGAACUGGGGGAGUGCACUCCGACCCCAUUACAUUCGGAGCAGCUAGAGAAGUUGGGGACGUAGGACCCUUUCCCGUUCACCGGUGGUCAGCCCUCGCCUCCCCUGUGGGCUCCGGUGAGCCCUAUGUGGACCGGAUCAUCGCAGUC